Messenger RNA from Rotaria socialis, 5592 nucleotides. The record is from the annotation of a GenBank genome assembly. Lineage: Eukaryota; Metazoa; Rotifera; Eurotatoria; Philodinida; Philodinidae.
AUGACUCACAUCGAAGAAAAACUUUAUCUACGAAGCAUAUUAGAUGCUAUCGAUGAAGUAUAUAAAUUGAAAAAUCAUCAUCAUCAUCAUCAUCAACAGCAAACAUCAACAUACGAAGAACGUUUAACCGCAUCGUUUAAUAAAUUACUCGUUCCCGAUUGGUACAAUCAUGAUUAUACGUCAACAAAUGAACUGCGUAAAACAAAAUCUCACGGACAAGUAUCUCGUACAAAACGACAUGAAUACAAGACUUCUGAUCUAUCAUUAUCGUCGUCCAAUAAUUCAACACAUCUCUCUAAUGGUAAACAUCGGCAUCGAUCACCAAGUCGAUCUAGGUCAGAACGACCAUCAUUGAGAAAUAAUUCGACAACAUCUAGUUAUGAUACAAAUGAAAGUAUUAUUAUUCAUAAUCGACGUUUGACUAAUUCUCAUGAAACAUCAACAUAUGUUCCUGGACUGCAGCGUGUUACUCAAUCAUCAACUUGGUAUAAACCAAAAAAGUUUAUUAUCAAUGAUAAUAACAAUGGUCAUUCGAUUCAGCUACCCAAACCUUUACCAAGACAUUCAAAAAUAAAUCAAGAUUCGACAAGUUCAACUGAUUAUUCUUCGUUGUCGUCAACAUCAAAUAUUCUAAUUACUGAUCAUCUUGUUUCUAAUGAAACUAUUCGACAUCCCUUAAAACCAAGAAUAAUGUCUCAAGCACCAAUACAAAUUGUUGAAACCAAUGAAUCAUCAUGCCAUGGUGAUGUAACCAUUGUUCAAGAACCUACAUCGUCACGGACUGUUGGCAUCCCGUCAUCGACGCUUACUACUGAUCCUGAUAUUAUUAGUAGUACUGCUAAUUCAAACAACAACAUGAGUCAAUCUAUGACAGUAAAAAAGUGUUCUAGAGAUUCAAAAAGUAGUGUUUCAUCCGAUGUUGAAUCUUUUCAUUCAAUGGUUUUACCAUCAUCGGAUAAAAAUCUUCAAGCAACAGAUUCAUCUUCUUAUGCCAGUAUAAAUGAACAAUGUUUAUCGUCAGCAACAUCAUCCUAUCAUACAGCAAUCGCAACAGAUGACAUGUCGUCAACAACUGAUUAUGAAACACCUACGCUUAAGUUAGAGAAUGAAAUAUUAUCUGCACAUAGUUCAAUGUCAGAUUUAAGUAACGCUGAAACACUGGAACCGAAUGUUGAUGACCUCAACAUUGUCGUCAUUUCAAAAGAAGAACAAAAAUCCGCCAUCAUCCCUCCAGUCAACGUUGGCAUGGAGAAUUUACCAUUGCCACAUAUUUUAUGUAGCACUUCGAGUCCAUCACCAUCACCCGCACUAAGUGAUAGUUCACCGUCUACUGAAUCUCGUCCUAUUGAAAAUAAUAAUUGGUAUGAUAAUGGUUCGAUUGACACAUGUAUUCAUCAAACAUCACUUCAAUCGCCAACAAUAGAAUUACGUGAAAUAGAUUUAAAUGUUGUUGGCGAUGAAUUCUAUUUAUUUUCUCCGCGUAAUACAACCGAUGAUGAACCAUCAAGUUCAAUGAGUGAUGAUAAACACGAUCAAGAAUUCGAACAAUUAUUUAAUUCAAAACAAAUGCCAACACAUUUAUAUUCAAACGAAAAUGAAACGACGGAUGAUGUUCAUUUUUUCGAUGAAUUUCAUUGUUCAUCAACAGUUGACCCGUUUGGUUAUAAACAUAAUAAUAAAUCGGCAAUGAUAACAAAUUUAGACGAUCUUCCAGCUGAUUACGAUAAUUCAGGCGAAGACGAUAAUGAUGACGAAGGAAAUCAUUUAAAAGAUAGAUCAACUUAUUUAUUAAAUACAAAUUAUCGUCGUCCAAUUCAAGAAGAUAUUUUAUAUGAAGUUGAACAUGAAAAUAGCUAUUCUGAUAACAGUCAACAAACAACAUCGCUAAUUCUAGCUGACGAGAGCACAUCGAUCAGCAUUGAUCCGAACUUGGACUUUCUGACAACACUCGAGGAACCGAGCACAACUGAUAUCAAGCAAACAUCAUUACUAGAAACAAUUUUACAAUCUAACCAAAUGAAUUCGUCAUUGAAACAACCAGAAAGUGAACUGAAAACAUUACCAAUAAAUAUUCCACCUUCGCCAAUGUAUACAUCAACACAAAAAUCUUCAUCACUUCAUACUGAUAUAUCGACUUAUCCGAGUAUCCACAAUUAUGAAUUAUCAACUCAUCAAUAUUCAGAUUUCGCUCUAUCAUCAAGUCCAUCAUCGUAUACACCGAAGAUUCGACAUCGACAUAUUUCUGUUGGCUCCUAUUAUGAUAAUAAAACAACAACUGUAGCAAUUCAUCCAAAUCAUACACUUUAUAUACUUGGUAGUGCACCUGUUAGUCCUCUAAGCCGAACAGCAGCUUGUGAAACACAUUAUCAUAGUCCAAUAUCAUAUGGAAAUGCUUCCUUAAACACAUUACGACGUAUGACUCCAUAUUUUGAAACAAAUACACUAUUGCAAAAUUAUGAUUAUCAACAAACAUUGUCAUCUUCAAAUAGAGACGAUCAACGAAAGCCAGCAACUGUUCCAUCAAUGGAACAAACACAAUCUGUAUUUACUACUAAAACUGAAUUACCAUUAAUAUCUCCAUCAUUGCCGUUGCCACCUCCUCCAUCUUCAAUACAUACGAGUUCAGUAAUCGUUGAAGAACAUGAAGAACCAGCACCACCGAUUCUCGCCUCACCUUCGCCACCUCCUCGAUUCGAUGUACCACUUGUACGACCAAAAACCAGUCGCGGACGAGUACCGCCUAUUCCACCCAUACCACCGCCUCGUACAACAUCUAUAGACAAAGAACAGACUCAAAGCAUCUCCUUCGAAAUCGAUAGUGCAUCGUCAGAUAAUGAAAAAACAACAACAAUAAAUGAUGAUUUACAAUUUAUACGUGGUACAAUAGAACGUGUUUUCGAUCAUCAUGGUGAAUCAACAACAAGUGAAUCAAGUAUAUGCAACGAAGAAUUAUCAGACGAUAAAAACGAUGAAUCAAUAUCAGAAUCAAAUAGUUCAAAAACAUUAUCGAAAAAAAGCGAUCAAUAUCCAGCUGUCGAAGCUGUUCAACGUUUUUAUCAAGCUAAGCCGUCAUCGGAGGCUGAGGAAAAAAGUCCUAAACAACAAGAAACAAAUAUUGAUAAUGUACUGUCUAGUAAUCAUUCUUCAACAACCGGUAAAUUAUAUUCUCGUUCAAAUCCAAUAAAUAUUCGAAAGAAACAGCGUGCAAAAUCGAAUUCAGCCGAUGAUGAACAAGCAAGUUCAGAAGAAGUGGAUGAUACAUUGAACGAUAUUGAAGAAGAUGAUUAUCAAGAUGAUAAAUUAAAACGACAACCGAGAAACAAUAGUUCACAUACAAGUUAUGAAAAUUCACCAACACACUCAUCGAAUAAUAGAAUCAAACUAAACAAAGCAUCGCAAGAAACACAAACAAUGCCACGACUCAAACAAACUAAUAUAACCGUUAACAGUGCAUCGAGUUCUCAAACAACAAUUCAAUCCUAUGACACAGCUAACUCAACUGUUCCACCAAUUGAUAUAACUACACAAAUGGUUAUUGAACGAAGCGAUAGUUUUGAUGAUGCUCAAAUAGGUGAAAUAACAGGCGAUAUGGUUAUAUUCUAUGAUGACAUUGAAAUAGUUGAACAUUCAUCAAAUAUAAGUACAUCUGAAUCUGAUUCAUUUUCAUCUAUGAGUAAAUCUCUUGAAAACGAUAAAUUAAAUGAACCAAUUCCACCACCGAUUCCUGCACGGGCAUUAAAACCUGUUCAUUUACUUGAUAAUCAACAACAACAACAGCAACAACAACAACAGCAACAACAAAAAUCACCUGCCGUACAGCAAUCUGAACCGAUUAUAAUUUCAACAUCAAAAAUCAAUCGAAUAUAUGAAUUAGAAAAAUCUACAAUACGUAAAAAAUUCGAUGUUAACAGUGUUAAUACAAUGAUUAAUCGUAAUGAUUAUUUUAUGGGUCCAAUUGUAGCACAUCGUCAUCCAUCGGCACGACAUUUUGUUGGUAAAUUAAAUAAUGAUGAUAUCGCAUCACGUAAUUCAGCAUUGGUAAAUUCGAAUACUGCGGCAAAACCAUCAUCAACAAUGAUUAAAUCACAAACGCUACCACUGCAAUAUGCACAUACAAAUGGACAUACAACAAAUAUUGUUCAAGAUACGCCGACAAAAAGUUCUUUUUCAACAUUACCAAUACGAGCUGUAUUAUCAGCUGAUACAAAUGAAAAAUCUCGUUCUCCUAUUGCCGAUACGAAUGCACUAGUUAAACAAAUACAAAAUUCGCUAAGUCGAAAUUCGUUACAUGAUACACAAUUCAAUUCACCAUUGUCGAUAUCAACAAAAGAUCUGCGUACAUUUGUUUCAUCAACCUAUUCACCAUCCGAUGAAAACGUGAUGGACGAUAAUGGAAUUGUUCAUGUACGACAACAAAAUUCAACUUAUUAUGAUGAUCAAUCAUUUCAACGGCAAGCGAGAUUAUCAAAAAGUUUUCACAAUGUAUCCGAAUAUAGUAGCACUGAUCAACAUCCAAAAAAUGAUAAUCAUUUUAUAGCACGUACACAACCAUCGAAAUCAGUCGAAAAUAAUCUUCACGAAGUUAGUUCAAAGCAAACAAGAAAUUCACAAAUGAUCUUAAAUUUUCCGCGCGUUGCUGCAAGUACUUCGUUUUCGACAUUACCUCAUUCAGACGAUAAUGCCAGAUUACUGUCAAUGAAAUGGUAUACAGGACAAGUUAGCGAAAAUUCUGAAAUAUGUUAUAAUACACCUCAUAUUCACAAUGAGGAUCUGCUGUUUAAUUACAUAUCUGCACAUAGCAGUCGAGAAACUCAAAUGUUACUUGCACGUCUUCAAACAUCGACUGAUACUCGUAUUCAUGCAGCACUCGAUGAUGUACGUUUGCGCGUAGCUCAAUUCGAUGCAUCGAAAUCUCCAGAUGAUAUUCAUAUUUUUAUGCGCUAUCUUGAAUCACGAUUACGUGAUAUUAGUAGUAAGAAUUUAUCAACACCAUCCGCCACAACUACAGCCGCAAGAACAUCGAAUCGUGUUAACGGUCAAAGGCGGUUAUCAAAUGGUACAACAGCAACAAAUGGAUAUCAUUCUCAACAACAACAACAACACCAAUCGGAUGCACUAUCAAUAAAAAGUCGAACAAAUUCAAUAGUAACAGGUGUUAGUAAAGAAACACCACCGCAAAGACAAGUUGGUCGACAGCAACUUCGAUCGAAUGGUAGCAAAGCAGGAGAAGGAGGAGCAAAUGGUCACCAGCCACUACCUCCUCCACGACGAGCAAGUCAAACAAGUGUUAAUCAAGAAAAUCCUGCUGUAUUUGAUGAUAUGUUAAAUACAGUAUUAGGCUUACCAAAAAAAGGAGUAACUACUCCGCCGCCACCACCACCACCACCACCAUACCCUUCUUCUCAAAGUCGUGAAAAAUUGACUCCUUUAGCGCACGCACAAAUAAGCGCAAAUACAAUAGCAGUUAACAAUCUUGGAAACGAUAUUGGUAAGCGUUUAUUUGAAAGUGGUACUUAUAAAGAUCCUCGUUUAAUUUAUGAUGGGCCAAGACAAAAUGAGAAAGAGGAACAACCUCUUGAAACAUCUGUGUGA